AUGGCGGCGCCUCCGGGGACUACGGCGCCGAGGCGUCGCAACAACAAUAUACCAGAUACCUAUCUUGAAUUGAUGAAGCCCGAUGAGAACUGGACAAACCUUCAGGAUUCAACAGAACGGAGGAAGAUCCAGAACCGGCUUGCGCAGCGGGCGUACCGACGAAACAUGCGGGAUCGCGCGAUUGAGGUCAAGAUGCUCAGGGAAGAGCUACAACGAAUGCGCGAGGGAGCUUCAAGUAACGAGCAAUGUCAAAGCAUCCGCGAAGACUCGGCUCCUUCCGUACAGACGCACACAUCGCCAGUUUCGUCCACUUCGUCAGAGGCGAAAAACACCCAAUGCAGUCCGACCAUUACGAUAGCUCCCAAAGAGGACAGCGCUGGAGUUAUCGACUCACAAUUAUUGACGCCUUGCACUAGGUUGCAAGAGGCCGAUUGGAUGGGCGGCUACUCUGAAGCAUGGCCAGAAUCCUGUGACGGAGCAGGUACGCUCGGUGAUGGCCCGUUCCAAGUGCCAAGCACUGCUACUGGAAUUCUGGGAGGCUCUGAGGUACCAACCGCGAUGCAUGUUCCAACUAGUGCAAGCUCAAAGUUCCCAGCGGCACGAAUUGGCUCCGUAUUGCCAUUAGUUGAACCUGACGUGAUGCAACGACCACGAAUGCCAGUGCCAUCGUGCCCCCUGUGCGGCAGUUGCCCGGUAGUAACGACCAAGGGCUAUGUACAUACUCGGGCUGUUGAUAGCCCCGGUAGAAAUGCUAGAUCAUUCAACGUGGACAAAUUAGUACGGCAGUUAGCUGCUGGUUCCAGCCAACCCAUACCAGAUGCAGGCGAGCCGCUCUUGCAUCUUGCUGUGGCGGGUGGUCACAUAGAUAUGCUUCAAUAUCUUUUGGAGAAUGGUAAUGUAUCAGUCGAUGCUCGCGACAGUGCUGGAUACACGCCACUGCAGCGCGCCGUGAUGACUGGCCGUACUGAUAUGGUGGCCUUGCUGCUCCAGGCUGGUAGCAAGAGGGACGAAUUUGGGGCAAGCAUGACGAGUUGGAGGCAUGUUAAAGGUGCAUAA
Molecule: messenger RNA, 1056 nt
Organism: Metarhizium acridum CQMa 102
Lineage: Eukaryota; Fungi; Ascomycota; Sordariomycetes; Hypocreales; Clavicipitaceae
Molecular function (GO): protein binding
Source: RefSeq, a predicted model, not a curated record